AUGGCCUCCAAGGAUCUGUCCCUGAAGGAGCUGUACGCAGCUCAAUCCGCCUCCAGGGGUCUCAUCAGCCGAGCAGUGGACAACUUCACUAAGCUGGGAAAGGCGCAGCGAACCACAACCGUCACCAGCAGCAGGCUCAGCAACCUACGGGGAUACUGGGAGAAGUUCGUCCAGCAGCACAUGCAGAUCCUCGCGCUGGCAGACAAGGAAGCAACUGCAAAGGAUGAGUACUUUGUCAAAGAUUUAUUUGUCGAAACAUCUUGUAUAUUUGAAGAAGCGUGCGAUUAUUUUAACGAAUACCUCGCGAAAUUAAAGCCUCCGCCGGUCGCGCAGUCGUCGUUUGACGAAAGUCACGUUGCUAAUUCGCAAAACGUCGUGAACUCAAUUAAAUUACCGCAAAUUACAAUGCCGACCUUCUCAGGAGACUUUCAUGAGUGGGAGAAUUAUCGUGACUUAUUUCUGGCAUUGGUAGAUCAGAACGUUGCACUAACAGGGGUACAGAGACUUCAUUAUCUAAAAUCCAGUCUUUCGGGCGAAGCCGCCUUAACUCUAAAGAAUAUCGCGGUAACAGAGUCAAAUUACACCACAGCAUGGGAACUCCUGAGAAAAAGGGGCAUGGUACAGCAAAAUGCCUCUCAAAGUCAGCCUGCGUCGCCUGUCACGGCAAACACCACACGUUGGUGCACUUUAAAAACGUCGACUCCAAUGUCAGCAGCGGUCGAGCUGCUGAAACACAGCAGAAGGCAGCAGAGACUGAUUUACCCUCCACUUCUCAGCAGGAUGAGAAGGAGCAAUCAUCCACGUGCCAUGUAG
Molecule: messenger RNA, 813 nt
Organism: Osmia lignaria (orchard mason bee)
Lineage: Eukaryota; Metazoa; Arthropoda; Insecta; Hymenoptera; Megachilidae
Source: RefSeq, a predicted model, not a curated record